AUGGAGUGGAACGACGAACAAGUGUUGGUGUUAAUUGACUUAUUCAGAGAACGACGUCAUCUAUGGGACAGUUCGGAUCCAAAUUAUAAAUUAAAAAACAAAAGACACGACAGUCUCAUGGAGAUCGCUGUGUCUUUUGGAAUAGAAAGAUUAGAAAUUGAGCGAAAGUGGAAAAAUUUAACAAGCCAUUUUUGGAGAGAGAAAAAGAAGGAAAAUGAAACGAAAACAACAGGGAGUGGCGCUGAUGAGCCGUACACUAGUAAAUGGUUCGCCUACCAGCCAAUGAUGUUUUUGGGAGAUAAAAAUAAACCAAGGAAUACUCAGGAUAGCGGACAAAGAAAAGAAGAGGAAGAUGAAUCACAAAACAGUCAAGAAGAAGGCAUCAACGAUGACAGCCAAGUUGUUCAUCCCCAAAACUCUGAAGAUAACCAACCAUCAACGCUUUCCCCUUCAGAGGUCCAAGGAACCAAAAAAACAUUCAAAUCUCCGAAGGCACUGAAAAGCAAAUCUGCAAAACGUCGAUUAGUGGCUAGUCCCGGUCCACUGGAUGAGGCUCUGAAUGUUAUGAGAUCUCUUCAUACAAAAAGAGCGAACAUGGAAGAUGAAUAUUCCUUGUACGGAGAACAAAUAGCGAUUAAACUAAGGAAUCUUUCUUCACCCCGAACCAGGUUGGUCGUGCAAAACAAAAUCAACCAAUUAUUAUUUGAAGCUGAAAUGGGAUACCUUGAUCAUCAGCAUGGGUACAAUGUGCCACAAGUCAAUAUGCAACAAAAUCCUGGACCGGCCAAUCCAAUGGUGCCUCCAUUCCCCCAGGCUUCCAACAUGCCCAAUCAAUUCCAACCACCAAUCUUCACUGAAUUGACCAAUGCAUCAUCUAACUGGUUUUCGACAUCUGGAUACUCCUCAAUGCCGUCAUCAAUCUCCUCGUACUCGCCAUCGCCAUCGCCAUCCCCUGCAUCCACUGGUUCAGAACUUUCAAAUAUGGACCCCUUCCCUCAAUAG
Molecule: messenger RNA, 1002 nt
Organism: Arctia plantaginis
Lineage: Eukaryota; Metazoa; Arthropoda; Insecta; Lepidoptera; Erebidae
Source: the annotation of a GenBank genome assembly